UGUGAUACAUAUAAAUAGAGAAAUAAUAGCAGCAUUUAUUUUUGAAACGCUCGGGAAUCGGAACCGCUUCAAACGUAUAAAUACAGACCGAUCUGUUUCGUAUCUCCAAAGACAAAAAAAAAAGUUCCCACCUUUCUCUCUCAUUCUCGCCGCUACAAUCAACUCUCCGGGUCUUUGUCACGUGAUGCCUUGGCGCGAUAGGAUCAGCGAGUUACCUGAAUGUUUGAUAACUAAAAUACUCUCCUACCUUCCCACUAAACACUCUGUGAAGACUAGCGUCUUAUCAACAAGAUGGAAGAAUCUGUGGCUAACUGUUCCAUCUCUCCUCUUAAACUGCCACGACUUCCCUUACAGACAAGACGAAGUGAUCCUCAGCUUCCUUGACAGACUCCUCGAGUUCGACCCCGACUCACGCCUUCUAAAAGUUAAGGUGGAGUGCGGCGGCAGCGAGGAUAUAGACGGGCUCAGGGAUCGGAUCAGCACAGUGAUUCAACGCGGACCUCAGCAUCUUGACGUUGAGAGCUUUACUGAGUACAGAGAUGACGACGACGACAAUUUUCUAUAUCCUUUCAUCGACUACAUACCUCUGAGUCUCUACACGAGCAGGACGUUGGUCUCCUUGACGCUCACGUAUUCGGGUCUCCAGGAUCCUGGUCUUGUCUACAUGCCUUGUCUCAAGUCCAUGACACUCGUAAAAGUUCACUUUCUUCACGCUGCGGAUCUGGAGAAGCUUGUGUCGGGGUGUCCUGCUCUCGAAGACCUGACCUUGAUAAGGAACAUGAAUCCUAUUUAUGCGGAUGAGAAAGUUAUGCGUGUGAGGUCGAGGAGCUUGAAGAGGUUUCGUGUUCCCUUCAGUCACGGAAAGCGUUGCAGGUCGUCUGUGAAAUACACACUUGAGAUUGAUGCUCCGGUGCUAGAGCGUAUGACUCUCGGAGAAGAUCAUUAUGAUAUCAUCAUGGUGAAGAACCUGACUUCUUUGUUUACGGUUGACCUUGGUAUCAAGUUCGUUGUCGAGUUUGGCGUGUUCUUUUAUCCGGGGGACUUACCAAAGAGGAAUGAGAUCCGUUACUUUCUCUCUGGGAUAUCGAGUGUAAAACACAUGAUCAUCUCUGACAAAACAGUCAAGGCCUUUGAGCUUUACUCUAACGUAGGGAUGAUUCCCAAAUUCAACAACUUAUCACGUUUAGAAGCCGUGUUCCCCUUCAAGUUAUUACAGUUUCUGCCAGCCUUUCUUGAGUGUUGCCCCAAUCUGAAACAUCUAAUCUUGGAGGUUUAUUAUUCAAGGGAGAUGGAGGAUGCAUUUGAACUCACAGAUGUGCCUCAGUGCUUCUUAUCGACUCUGGAGUGUGUUCAGCUUAAGAGAAUCCACGAGUGGGAGGAAGAGGAGAUGAAAGUAGCCACCUACUUUCUUGAGAACGCUGCGGUCCUGAAGAAACUAACUCUGAGUCUCACCAACUAUCCUCGUUAUGUAUCGGAUGAAGAAAUCUUCGAGGAGGUUAAUAAAGUUACAAAACGUUCUCCAGCAUGCCAUAUUCUUCCUGAUUGGGGGUUAUGUGAAUGAUAUAGAGCAGUAUCAUUGCAGGUGUCUUUUCAUGAAUAAAAAUUUCAGUAAAAGUGUUUCUGUAGACAUUUCUCAGUUCUGGUUGCAUUCCUUAAACCAUGGUGGUUGAUACAAGUUCUUCAUGAAACUAUAAAUAUGAAAUUU
Messenger RNA from Raphanus sativus (radish), 1705 nucleotides. Its product is annotated as F-box/FBD/LRR-repeat protein At1g13780. The transcript has 3 exons. The record is from RefSeq and is a predicted model, not a curated record. Lineage: Eukaryota; Viridiplantae; Streptophyta; Magnoliopsida; Brassicales; Brassicaceae. The coding region runs from base 185 to 1561 and encodes 458 amino acids. Gene Ontology annotation, molecular function: protein binding.